This is a messenger RNA of Necator americanus (New World hookworm), 399 nucleotides long. RefSeq lists its product as uncharacterized. The transcript has a single exon. Lineage: Eukaryota; Metazoa; Nematoda; Chromadorea; Rhabditida; Ancylostomatidae. Bases 1 to 399 code for a protein of 132 amino acids. The record is from RefSeq and is a predicted model, not a curated record.
AUGGACAACAUCGACGAGAAAUAUGAUUACCUUCGCGACUGCGCGAAGAAGGUUGAGAGUUUUAAAACCACCAAGAGACGCCUGUCUCUUGAAACUCUCGAGCUGAUACGCCAGCGUGAAGAAGCACGAGCCACGAGGAACCAAGAACUCAGGUCCUGUCUCGCAGGGUAUUGCAGAGAGGUGAUAAAGGAAAACCUCAGAGAGAGAAGAGCAGAACUGCUGGCUGAAGCUGCAGAAGCGUGGAAAAGCAUCCGCUAUGCCCGUCGAGACUUCGCUAGUCGCAAGACGAGGAUGACUGCUCUCCGGAACACGAAGGGAGACAUGUCUGUCUCCCCGUCCGAUGGUGAGGAGGCAAGUGGACAUGGCUGUCGAAGAGAUCAGAGUAGAAGUCGUAGAUGA